ACGCACAAGCUCACAUUGGAAAGCGGCGCAGGAUCUUGAAGGAUAAUGUUUUAUUAUAAGCGGAGUAUCAAUGAGAAACUGGAGUGUCGCCGUGCUGCGUUUCACCGGUUAGUGAGGCGGAAGCGACAUGUGAGCCAAUAAAGUGGAAAUAUAGCGAACAUAUAUUCAAAAAACCUGUCCGCAUAUCGUGGAUCACGCUGGGCACACAGAGCAUCAGCCCCUUCUGGUUGAGGGUAGGGGUGCAGAUUGACAUCCCGGAGAUGUUACGGCAGGUUGGGCUGUUGGCCGGGAGUCUUCUGCCUCUGCUUCUCAGGAAUGUGUUGACCGAGGAGAACACCACAAUGUCUAGCAACACUACAACUUCAAGUCAAGGCUCCAACAUUGUGGCCAUUGUAGUGCCAACUGUUGUCCUGGGAGUGUUGGCUAUUUUGACAGCAGUUCUGGUAUUUCUGUUCUGCGUUGUCAAAAAGAAGAGACAGACAGAGGGGACGUAUCGACCCAGUGCAGAGGAGCAAACAGGAGUAGGCCGCCUUGAGACGCCAGACGCCCUCAAACUACCCAAGGAGGAGAGACUGAUUUGACGCACUCGGGUUUAUGAUUACCCUGAAGAACAUGAUAAUGAUGAAUCCAUUUCAGACAAACAAAUAAACAUUAACUAAGCACCUUCUCUGAAGGGGCCAGGCACAAAUUUAGCCUAAUGUUUGGGCUAAGCAAAGUUUUAAAACUUGAAGGAAUCCGGAUCCUCUGUAAAGGCAAUAUGUUUCACUGUGCAUAUUUUUCAGAAACCAUUGCAUUAAAGGAAUAGUUCACCCAAAAAGGAAAAUUCUGUUGCCAUUUACGCACCCUCAUGUCAUUCCAAACCCAUUUGACUUUCUUUUUUUAUGAAUAUUUCAGUUGAUCUUGUCAGUACAAAAGCACUUGAUAGUGACUUGCUUUAAUCUUAAAAGUAUUCCAUGUGAAUCGUGUGUCAUAUUCCAAGUCUUCUGAAAGCAGAUGAUAGGUUUUUGUGAGAAACAACCUGAAAUUUCAGUCACUUUUUAGUGAAAAUCUUGACCAUGUGUGCAUGACAGAAGCUUGUUAACAUGCCUUGUUUUAUCUUUUCUCUCAUAGUGCUCAUUUACUGCCUCUGUUUUAAAAAGACAGAUCGGAAUAUUCCAUAAAAUGUCUCCUUUCGUGUUUUGCAUAAUAAUAAAAAAAGUCAUACAGGUUUGGACCAACAUAAAGUUUAGUAAAUUAUAAUAGAAAUGCCAUUUUUGGCUGAACUACUCUUUUAAACAGAGAAAGACCACACCUGCAUGGUAGAAUCACAGUCAAAUUUUGGCAUUCAAAUCUGUGGACUGACUUACUCUGGACCAGCUGACAUCAUUUGGAUAAUAGGAUAAAUGCUUUAGUUGACAGAUCUGCUUGUACUUUUCUUUCAUCUCUAGCAUCAACAUUUCAUACUUAUUUCAGAUUAGUAGCUAUUUUCUGAAUGCCACAAUUAAUGUAUUCCAUUAAAUUGGUUGCUUUACAAAUGCAAACUCAUAUAUUUGUAUGUAAUGUUAAGAUAUUUUUAUUUAAGUAAAGUGUGGAAUUUAUUUGCUGCUAGUGACAUAAAACGGAAUUGCUAUUUGAUUGUUUGAGCAGCCACACUUGGUUGGACAUAACUGCAUUGGCUCAGCCAAUGGCGUGAGUUUAGGGCGGGACUACUUGUUUGAAAGGAGUGCAG
This is a messenger RNA of Xyrauchen texanus (razorback sucker), 1708 nucleotides long. RefSeq names its product protein crumbs homolog 3-like. The record is from RefSeq and is a predicted model, not a curated record. NCBI's taxonomy places the organism in Eukaryota, Metazoa, Chordata, Actinopteri, Cypriniformes, Catostomidae. Bases 261 to 581 code for a protein of 106 amino acids. The transcript has 4 exons.